This is a messenger RNA of Mesoplodon densirostris (Blainville's beaked whale), 856 nucleotides long. It is a transcript of the gene ATP5MC2, whose product is annotated as ATP synthase membrane subunit c locus 2. The transcript has 5 exons. Bases 270 to 698 code for a protein of 142 amino acids. Gene Ontology annotation, molecular function: proton transmembrane transporter activity. Lineage: Eukaryota; Metazoa; Chordata; Mammalia; Artiodactyla; Ziphiidae. The record is from RefSeq and is a predicted model, not a curated record. Gene Ontology annotation, biological process: proton transmembrane transport; proton motive force-driven ATP synthesis.
GCUCUUCGGCAUGUGCGAUCUUCCCGGACCAGGGCUCGAACCCGUGUCCCCUGCAUCGGCAGGAGAAUUCUUAACCACUGUGCCACCAGGGAAGUCUGGGAUAACAGGUCUUAAAGCUGGGACCAAGGGGCUUCUUGUUCAGACCAGGAAAAGUCACUUGAUUAUAAGGAAAUCUUAGAAGCUGUGUGGAGGAAAUCCUGACUUCAGGGUUCUAAUUCCAUCUCUGCUGAGAUUUGAGCUCUCCUGCCACAGCCCUUCAGCCCCUGAAAAUGUACACUUGCACCAAGUUCAUCUCCACCUCCUCCUUGAUCAGGAGAACCUCUCCACUAUUGAACCGAUCACUGUCUGCAGUGGUGCUGAAGCGACCAGAGACACUGACAGAUGAGAGCCACAGCAGCUUGGCAGCCCCACGUGCCCUGACCACCUCACCUAUUCCUAGCCGCAGUUUCCAAACCAGUGCCAUUUCAAGGGACAUUGACACAGCCGCCAAGUUCAUUGGAGCUGGGGCUGCCACAGUAGGGGUGGCUGGCUCUGGGGCUGGAAUUGGGACUGUGUUUGGGAGCCUCAUCAUUGGUUAUGCCAGGAACCCUUCUCUGAAGCAACAGCUAUUCUCCUACGCCAUUCUGGGCUUUGCCCUCUCGGAAGCCAUGGGACUCUUUUGCCUGAUGGUGGCCUUUCUCAUCCUCUUCGCCAUGUGAAGGAGCCGUUUCCACCUCCCAUAGUUCUUUCUCCUGUGUCUUGUCUGCCCUGUAUGUUCCUUUUCCUGUACCUCCUCAGGCAGCCUGGGGAAAGGGGUUGGCUCAGGGUUUGACAGAAGGAAGACAAAUAGAUACUGUAUUAAAAAGAUGUUUCUUGA